Anopheles coustani is the source of this 1188-nucleotide messenger RNA. RefSeq lists its product as uncharacterized. Lineage: Eukaryota; Metazoa; Arthropoda; Insecta; Diptera; Culicidae. The transcript is spliced from 2 exons. The coding region runs from base 1 to 1188 and encodes 395 amino acids. The record is from RefSeq and is a predicted model, not a curated record.
AUGAGGAUCACCCUGUUGGCGGCGUGCUGCCUGCUGGCGACGGUAACGGUACUCGGCAGCCCGGUGGACGACUCGGUGCGGGCGGCCCUGUUCCGUCGCAUGCGCCUCGGCGGUCCCAAAGUCUACAAGCACGAGGACCAGAGUCGCCCGGGCGUCCCGGUGGCGGACAGUCUCGACAGCCCGUCGCAGGACCGCCAGAAGGCUUCCCCCGUGGCCGUGCCCGCGCCGAAGGAACCGAGGGAGCUCCCGGAGGACGCUGAGCCGGCAUCGACGGCCGCACCGUCGCCGAUCAAGGGUGGCUUGAAUCGGCUGUUUGCGCGCAAGAAGUACAGCCCGCUGCUGCGCGACAGCUCGAAGCUGGCCACUACGGAGGCGUCGCCGGCCACAUCCUCGACGGUGGCGCAGGAGAGUUCCCCAUCCGCCUCGGACAGUACCACUCCGGCGACGUCGGCCGGACCGUCGGGCAGUACGCGCCGCACCCGGCCACCCCGACCGGGUAAGCUCCCGCGAUCGACCUCGCCGAAGCCGACGGUUUCGGUGAAGCCGACGAAGAUUUCGUCCCGCUUCUCUAAGGCCACCACCGAGCCCACCGAGAGUACGGUCGCGGUCGUCACCCAGCGGACAACCCGCGGUCGCCGGACGCGCCCAUCCAAGCCGUCGAAAUCGGGCACCACCACGACCACCACCACGACGGAGGAACCAACGACAACGACGACGACGACGACGACCACGACGUCAACUACGACCACAACGACGACAACGACCACACCGGCACCAUCGACCACGACCACGACUACGACGACAGCUAGCAGCACCGCACCGGUGGACGGUUCCUCCCCCUCCGCCAGCUCCCCCGCGGCCGAUCCUUCCCCGGUAGUCCCGAACUCCGGAGAUGUCACCCCGUCCAAGGCUUCGUCGGAAAGUGUGACGUCCGGUUCCACUACGACCACCACCAGCACGGCCGCCCCGAAGCAGCUCCCCGCAGCCGACGAGGACGACUCCGAGGUGCCACCGAGGAUCGUCUCCAACGGACAGCAACCACCCCAGCGGGACGAACCGGAACCGGUGGUGAAGACGUCACCUGCGAAACCCGAACGUGUCAUCCCGGUGGUCGAGAAGCAGGACGAGCUGAACGAGAACGAGAGCCUGCUGCAGUCGGCCAGCUACGACACGUCGAGCGAACAGUAA